CCUCCGGGCUGACUGCGUCCGCCCUACUGCGCGUGCGCCCCGUCGGAGCGUCAGAUAAAUCCCCGCGCGCGGCCCCCGCGGCACCUGUGCGCAUGCGCCGCCGCGCCGCGCGCCGGGUCAAAGGUCAGCCUCCGGGAUGGCGGCGGCGGUGACCUUCUGCCGGCUGCUGGUCCGGGGCGGCGCGGCGGCCUGGGCUUCGUGCCAUGGCGCCCGGGCCUUCGGGGUGCUCACCUCGCCUACCGGGGAGAAGAUCACGCACACCGGCCAGGUUUACGAGGAGGAGGACCACAGGCGGGUGCGCUUCGUUGGCCGGCAGAAGGAGGUGAACGAGAACCUGGCAGUGGAGCUGGUAGCCGAGCAGCCCGUGAGUGAGGUGGGCGCCCGCGUGACGUCCUGUGAUGGCGGCGGGGGCGCCCUGGGGCACCCCAGGGUCUACAUCAACCUGGACAAGGACACCAGGACGGGCACCUGCGGCUACUGCGGCCUGCAGUUCCGGCAGCACCACCACUGAGGACGCGACGGCGGGGGACGGGGGUGGGGUGGCGGGGCCCAGGCUGCCUGCCAAUAAAGGCCGCGUGCACACCG
Erinaceus europaeus (western European hedgehog) is the source of this 585-nucleotide messenger RNA. It is a transcript of the gene NDUFS6, whose product is annotated as NADH:ubiquinone oxidoreductase subunit S6. Gene Ontology annotation, biological process: mitochondrial electron transport, NADH to ubiquinone. The record is from RefSeq and is a predicted model, not a curated record. Bases 137 to 511 code for a protein of 124 amino acids. The transcript is spliced from 4 exons. NCBI's taxonomy places the organism in Eukaryota, Metazoa, Chordata, Mammalia, Eulipotyphla, Erinaceidae.